Messenger RNA from Pocillopora verrucosa, 1976 nucleotides. RefSeq names its product hydrogenase maturation factor HoxX-like. Gene Ontology annotation, molecular function: catalytic activity. The record is from RefSeq and is a predicted model, not a curated record. Lineage: Eukaryota; Metazoa; Cnidaria; Anthozoa; Scleractinia; Pocilloporidae. Gene Ontology annotation, biological process: biosynthetic process.
UUUUCAGAAGAAGAUAGCAAGGAUAACGAUGCUGAAAAAUUUCCUUAAGCCUCGCUUCCAGCCUGUCCUUUCAAGACGAUUUGAACCCCAUUUGUUGAACCGACCAACGGUCUCAUGCAGUCUCAAGCCAAAAAAGAGUCUUAACAUCCUUUUCUUCGCAAACAAGCACAACAGCCUCAGCCAAAGGAUGGCUCUAGAAUUGAGAAAGAGACAACAUAACAUCACUGUGCACGAGAUCAACGAGCCUGUAGAGAUGACAAAGUUGGCUUUUGAUGCCCAACCCGAUCUCAUUCUUUGUCCAUUUCUUACCAAACGAAUUCCAGAAGAAGUGUUUUCUAAUCCCAACAUCCCUUGCUGGAUUGUUCAUCCUGGAAUCGAGGGCGACCGUGGCAUGAGUUCCAUUGACUGGGCCUUGUAUGACAGGGAGGAGGAAUGGGGAGUGAGCGUCCUUCAAGCGGCCUCGGAGAUGGACGCAGGCGAUAUUUGGAGCACCAAAACCUUUCCUGUUAGGCGCCCCGAAGUCAACACACUUACCAAGUCGAGCAUGUAUGUGAAUGAGGUUACACAAACAGCCGUGAAAGCUGUUCUGGAGGCCAUAGAUAAUCUCCUGGUUGGAAAAGCACCCAGACCUCUUAACUACAGCAAUCCACAAGUGAGGGGAAUCUGCCGCCCUAACAUGACCAAGGCUGACCGAACUGUGAACUGGGAAUUGCCAGCUGACGAGAUAGCCUGUCAGAUUCGUAUGUCUGAUUCAGCACCAGGAGCCGUCGGUCGCUUUAGAACAAAAGAAGCAGAUAGCGAUUGGGACUGGACGAAGGAUUUUCGCCUCUUUGGAGCACGUCUGGAGAAAGGAAGACUUAGAUUCCUGCCGGGAAAACCUGGUGAAAUACUGGGCCAAAGCCAUGGAUCUGUUCUGGUCAAGUGCGGCAGGGGAGCUCUAUGGGUUUCACACCUGAAGAAGAGCAAGCUCAAACUUCCUGCUAUGAUGUGGUUAAAAUCUCAAGCACCAACCGUGGUAGACCCCUCUCUAUCUAUUCUGUACGGCUCCUAUCCUUACACAGCUCAGGACAUCUGGACGAGUAUGACAUCUGACGGCGUCUGCUUUGUACACUUCGAGUUUUACAACGGAGCUAUGAGCACUAGCCAAUGUCAGCGUCUUGUUUCCGUUUUGCGGGCGGUUGAAAAUAAUGAUUUUUGCAAGGUAAUGGUUCUGAUGGGUGGCCGAGAUGUGUUCAGCAAUGGUAUCCACCUUAAUGUUAUCGAAGCAGCAGAUGACCCAGUACAGGAAUCAUGGAGGAACAUCAAUGCUAUUAACGAUGUCGUGCGUUGUAUCUUCUCCAGCAGAAAGAUCACGAUCUCAGCAUUACGUGGCAACGCUGGAGCCGGUGGGGCCAUGUUGGCUUUGGCUAGCGACUUCGCCUUUGCACGUGAUGGGGUGGUGCUGAAUCCUCACUAUAAGCUAAUGAAACUUUAUGGUUCAGAAUAUCACACAUACUUUCUGCCAAAGCGUGUGGGCCAAGAAAAGGCGGAUGAGUUGUUGUCCAGUGCCAAACCCAUCCUAGCCUCUGAUGCCGCUGAAAUUGGUUUUCUGGACGGAAGUGUUGGAGACGGUGUGGAGGAGUUUGAAAGCUGGAUUAAGGAGCAAGCAUCGUGCCUUGCCCGCACCCCUUUGCAGUCGUACAUUGUCCGAGAAAAGAACAAAAAGGCACAGCACCAAGUCACGGAGAACAUCGAAGAAUGUCGCUCAAAUGAGCUCUCAAUCAUGGCGAGAAACUUUCAAGAUCCCGAGUAUCAUCAAGCCAGAAAAAACUUUGUUUAUCACUAACAUUCUUGGGGUACGGACAAUUUACGCGAACUUUGACUUAGAUAAAGCUUUCUUUUACCUACACAUGGGGUCGGCUGUCGCAUUUCCAUUUGUAACGAGAGCCCAAGAGAUGCUUUGUGAUAUCGAUCUUAACUUUUCACAUAGUUUUUAU